UGCUCAUGCUUUGUAUGUCGUCUGCUGCGUCAGAAAAUCCCAAUUGCCGUUUGUCAGAAAUUGUCAAAAAAACAGUUUUUUCUCACUUAAAUUUAGUCAAUAUUACAAUUCUUCGAGAUGAAUAUACGAUGUGCUAGGCCGGAAGACUUGAUGAACAUGCAGCAUUGUAAUCUCCUUUGCUUACCAGAAAAUUAUCAAAUGAAAUACUUUUUCUAUCAUGGUCUCUCCUGGCCUCAACUAAGCUACGUUGCUGAAAAUGAAAAGGGACAUAUUGUUGGGUAUGAUCAAUUCCUUUCUAUUGCUAAACUGCACUUACAUUGUCAUCUUUUUAAUAGGUAUGUCUUGGCUAAAAUGGAAGAAGAUAGUGAGGAUGAACCUCAUGGCCACAUCACAUCACUUGCUGUGAAACGAUCCCACAGACGGCUAGGGUUAGCCCAAAAGCUUAUGGACCAGGCAUCCAGGUCGAUGAUUGAGUGUUUCAAUGCAAAGUAUGUCUCUCUUCAUGUCAGAAAGAGCAACAGAGCAGCACUCAAUCUCUAUACCAAUACCCUGAAGUUUUCGAUUUCUGAAAUCGAGCCAAAGUACUACGCCGACGGAGAAGACGCUUAUGCCAUGAAGCGUGAUUUGGUAUCGUUUUCCCAGCAACACGAUACACUUCCGGCCGACCCAUCAACAUUCUACGAGACGAAAACGCCCGAAGAACGCAAACGUCUUGCCGCCAUUGCCCAGGAGAACAGGAACAUGGAAGAAUGAUUUGCGCGGUGACGAAAGAUUCUGAAAAUUCAGUUGACGGUUGAGUUGUUAAGAAAACAUAAAAAUGGAGCGUGAAUACAAAUCACGCAGCAUCCCUUGCAAAAA
Molecule: messenger RNA, 858 nt
Organism: Daphnia pulicaria
Lineage: Eukaryota; Metazoa; Arthropoda; Branchiopoda; Diplostraca; Daphniidae
Gene: vnc
Product: N-alpha-acetyltransferase daf-31-like
Exons: 4
Coding region: 118-753 (211 amino acids)
Biological process (GO): N-terminal peptidyl-glutamic acid acetylation
Cellular component (GO): NatA complex
Molecular function (GO): protein-N-terminal-glutamate acetyltransferase activity; protein N-terminal-serine acetyltransferase activity
Source: RefSeq, a predicted model, not a curated record